Messenger RNA from Zingiber officinale, 912 nucleotides. Its product is annotated as 18.1 kDa class I heat shock protein-like. Lineage: Eukaryota; Viridiplantae; Streptophyta; Magnoliopsida; Zingiberales; Zingiberaceae. Gene Ontology annotation, biological process: response to salt stress; protein folding; protein complex oligomerization. The record is from RefSeq and is a predicted model, not a curated record. The coding region runs from base 228 to 815 and encodes 195 amino acids. The transcript has 2 exons.
CAGAAAUUCCAUCUCCUUCCCCUCGGAAGCUCCCAGACUCCUCUUCCCAUUUCCCCAAUUCGAUGAAUCAGCAACCUUCCCGAUCCCUCUCGAAACCUCCCCUCUCUUCGAUCCCUCCUCUAUAUAAACCCUAUCGAUCUCCACCCCCAGUCGCAAAGGCGCUUCGAUCGUUUCCGUAGUCCGCUACCGGCGCUCUCUCGAAUCAGCAGCCAACAUCCGCCAUUGAUAUGAUGAGGUCCUCGCCGCGCAUUGUGCUCUUCUUCGCUGCUCUGCUCUUGGGAUUCUCCUCUGCUCCGGCCACUGCGCUGAUCCCCUACACGAGAGGGCUGUGGGAUGCGAUGUUCCCCACCGCCGGCGACUUGGACCCCUUCCACAUCCUGGAGCACACCCCCUUCCCCGUCUCCACCUAUAAGGCCGCCGACGAGAUGCUCAACCUUGCCCGCGUCGACUGGAAGGAGACCCCGGAAGCCCACAUCCUCUCCCUCGAUGUGCCUGGGGUGAAGAAGGAGGACAUGAAGAUGGAGGUGGAGGAGAACCGGGUGCUGCGGAUCUCGGGAGAGAGGAAGGAGGAGAAGGAGGCGGAGGGCGAGAGGUGGCACCGGGUGGAGAGGACCGCCGGGAAGUUCUGGCGGCAGUUCCGGCUUCCUGCGAAUGCCGACAUGGAUAACGUGAAGGCGCACCUGGAGGAUGGCGUGCUGCGAGUGACGGUGCCCAAGCUGGCCGUGGAGAAGAAGAAGCAGCCGCGGGCAGUGAACAUCGUGGAACAGAAGGGCGGGGAGGAGAUGAAGGCCUCCUCCAUGAAGACCGAAAUGUGAUAAUCCGUUUUUACUCGUGUGUCUGUAUCUGCAUGUGUGAACUGAUGUGAUGGUCAAGCUCUUUAGUAAAUAAACAACGAAAAAGCUGCUAGCUGUG